AUGAAGUCUCCAAGCAGCAACUGUCAUGACCCAAAAUUCAUUAAAGGUCGUGAGAGUGCCGGACACUGCUAUCAGCAGCUAGAGUGGUCUUCGUCGUCGGCGGAAGCAGCUCCUCAGUCGACUUCUCCGGCAUUUUUUUCGUCGAGAUGGAUGUAUAAUAGGAAUCAUCCUAAUCGUGCGGGGUUGAGGGGUGAAUUUAUUGAAGUGGUUGCUAAAUUUAUUGCUAAGGCUCAAUCACUUGAUAAUUUUCUUAUUGGAGGAAGGAUUAGGUGUCCUUGUGUGAAAUGUAAGUGUGUUAAGUCAUUGAAAUCAGAUGAAAUUAAAGUCCAUCUCUACAAGAAAGGCCCCAUUGCGGAGCAUAAUAUUGAAAAUUCUCGAUACAAUGAAAUGAUGAGGGAUGCUUUUGGGACGUUUCCUGGGGUUCAAUCCGAACCAAAUGAUGAGGCUAAGCGUUUCUAUGAACAAUUAGUGGAAGCUAGUCGUCCAUUGUAUGAAGGCUCGGUGCAUUCCAAGUUGUCUGUUGCGGUUAGAUUGCUAAGUAUUAAAUCAGAUAGUUCUAUUUCCCAAGCGGGCAUGAAUUCUAUUAUUGGACUUAUGAAUGAACUUAAUCCGAGUAACAUUGACUUACCAAAAGAUUUCUACACUGCUAAAAAAUUGGUUUCUAAGUUGGGUCUUUCAUCAGAGAGAAUUGAUUAUUGCGAGAAAGGUUGCAUGUUAUUCUAUAAGGAUGACACAUCUCUAGAGAACUGUAAAUUUUGUAAUCAGCCUCGUUUUAAGGAAAUCAGAAAUGCCAAUACAAAAAAGAAAGUUCCAGUUAAAGCGAUGCAUUACUUACCUCUUAUACCUAGGUUAAAGAGGUUGUAUGCAUCAAUGAGCUCUGCUCCUCACAUGAGAUGGCACUACGAACAUAGAAGGCCACCUGGUAUUCUCUGCCAUCCGUCAGAUGGAGAAGCGUGGAAGCAUUUUGAUAUGGUGUUCCCCGAGUUUGCUAGUGAACCAAGAAACAUUAGGUUGGGAUUAUGCACAGAUGGAUUUACUCCAUUGCUGUCUCUGUUGCACCAUAUUCAUGUUGGCCAGUGUCCACGCAAUACGAAAACUUUGAUUGAUGUAUACUUGCAGCCUUUGAUUGAUGAGUUACAAUUAUUAUGGCACCAAGGUAUAGAAACAUAUGAUAUAUCAACCAAACAAAACUUCAGAUUGCAUGCUGCUUUGAUGUGGACUAUAAAUAAUUUUCCUGCUUAUGGAAUGUUGUUCGGGUGGUCGACUGCUGGAAACUUAUCUUGCCCUUGUUGUAUGGAAGACACAAAAGCAUUUACUUUGAAACAUGGAGGUAAAAAUACAUGGUUCGACUGCCACAGUAGAUUCUUGCCAAUGAAUCAUGAAUUUAGGCGAAAUACAAGUGCAUUUAUGAAGAACCUAACUGAUUUUAAGGAGCCACUGGCCUGCUUGUGUUCAGAAGAAAUUUGGAACAGAGUAAGGGAUCUGCCUAAAGUAAUAGAGUCUCCACCAUCUAAGAUACCGGGUUAUGGUGUCGCACACAACUGGACUAAACGGAGCAUAUUUUGGGAAUUACCUUAUUGGAAGCACAAUCUUCUUCGGCAUAAUCUGGACACCAAAGAUAACUUGAAGGCCAUGAUGGACUUAAAGGAAUAUUGUAGGCGAAGUAAGUUGUAUCUGACAUACUUUAACAACAAGAUUCAGAAGCCCAAAGCCAGUUACACGUUCACCUUGGAUGAGAGAAGAGAGAUUUGUAGUUGGGUUAACAAUUUGAGGAUGCCUGAUGGGUACGCAUCAAAUUUAUCCAGCACAUUGAGGGUGGAGAACUUAAUUUAUAUGGAGAGUAACAUUAUCUUAACUUUAAACAAGCUGACAAAAAUUUUCCCUCUUGGUUUUUGUGAUGUAAUGGAACAUCUUCCAAUUCAUCUUGCACAAGAGGCACGACUUGGAGGGCCAGUUCAAUGUAGAUGGAUGUAUCCCUUCGAGAGGACUAUUGGCAAAUGUAAACGGACCAUAAAAAAUAGAUCAAGAAUUGAAGGUUCGAUAUGCGAGGCGUAUGUGGCUAAAGAAACAUCUUAUUUCUGUUCAUACUAUUUUGAACAUGAUGUGCCAUGUUUGAGAAAUAGACCGAAUCGGCACGACGAUGGAGGCAAAAUCGAUCAUUUGGCACCAGCCUUUUCCAUUUUUAAUCAACCAGGUAAAGGAGGUCCAAAAAAUAGUCCAAAGCGAAGGUUGUCUGAGAUGGAGCUAAAGUCAGCUACAACACAUGUAUUGUUAAAUUGCCCUGAGGUCCAACCUUAUUAUAGUUACUUUGUGGGUACAUAUGGGCAAGAUGUUGUUUAUCCCAAGUUUUCAGAGUGGUUUAAAGAAUUUAUAACUUGGGGACCUGACCCUAGAGUAAGAAUGAUGUCUAAAUACUUGGUCAAUGGGUACAAGUUUCAUACAGAAGAAUGGUCUAAUGGAAAGAAAACCAAAAAUAGUGGGGUGUGGGUGAAAGGUGAUAGAGAUGUUGAUUAUUAUGGUGUGCUUCAAGAGAUUUUGGAAUUGGAAUAUGCUCGGGUAGUUUUGAAAACAAAGCCCGUGGGUAGAGUGGUAGUCGAAGAUGCAUUAGAUGUGGCGUACCAGAAUGAAAUUUCAAAUGUUGAAUCAAUAGCGGAUGAUGAAUUAGCAGAUGAAUUGCAGCAUAAUGAAGGGAUAUAUGAAGAAUUUGAUUCUUCUGUCCUUGCUACAAAUGAGGACGAAGAUAGAGGUGUUGAACAUGAAACAAUUAAUGAAGAAGAAUUACUAGAUGAAAGUGAAACAGGCGAUGAUGAAGACUUAGAUGAUUACUAUGAAGAUAGCGAUGAGGAUUGA
Messenger RNA from Nicotiana attenuata, 2850 nucleotides. RefSeq lists its product as uncharacterized. The coding region runs from base 1 to 2850 and encodes 949 amino acids. The transcript has 11 exons. Lineage: Eukaryota; Viridiplantae; Streptophyta; Magnoliopsida; Solanales; Solanaceae. The record is from RefSeq and is a predicted model, not a curated record.